Manihot esculenta (cassava) is the source of this 846-nucleotide messenger RNA. RefSeq names its product serine/threonine-protein phosphatase 7 long form homolog. Gene Ontology annotation, biological process: meristem maintenance; meristem development. The record is from RefSeq and is a predicted model, not a curated record. The transcript has 2 exons. The coding region runs from base 1 to 846 and encodes 281 amino acids. Lineage: Eukaryota; Viridiplantae; Streptophyta; Magnoliopsida; Malpighiales; Euphorbiaceae.
AUGGAGAAAAGACGCAAUCGCCGUGACCGCCGUAAUUAUAUUUUAUCGGGUCCCAACGAUUUAUCCUUGCUAUAUGCACAAGCCGAUCAUCGGUCUGAGGCUAUAUGGCAACAAAAUAUGGAAGUUGGGGCAAUUGCUUGCAGAAGGAUGGGAACAAUUUUACAUCUGGACGACAUUCCGAAUCAAAUAAUACCUUAUCUGAGACAAACUGGAUUUUAUGGGAUAAUACGGUUAGGAUUUUUUGCAUUGGAUUGGCAUCUAAUUAGUGCCCUGGUGGAGCGGUGGCGACCAGAGACCCAUACGUUUAUGUUUUCCGAAGGGGAAAUGACCAUUACCGUUCAGGAUGUAGGGUUAAUAACCGGGUUGCCGGUCAAUGGUGCAGCUGUUACAGGGCGUUCAUGCCACCAUUGGUCAUCGGUGUGUGAGGCACUAUUAGGUGUCGUUCCACCUAAUAGUGCCAUAAGAGGUUGUUACUUGAAGAUGGUAUGGCUAGCUGAGGAGUUUAGUCAGCUUCCAGAUGACUCCGAUGAGGAAGUUGUGCAGAGGUUCGCACGCGCAUAUAUCAUGAGAGUUAUUGGAUCUAUUUUUAGUGAUACAUCAGCUUCGCGUGUGAACCUUAUAUUUUUACCUUUGCUAGCCGACUUGGAGAAAGUCGGCAAUUAUAGCUGGGGUGGUGCAUGUCUGGCAUGGUUGUACAGACAGUUAUGUAAGACGACAAAUCCUGAAGUUAUGCAAAUGGCAGGUUCAUUGUUCAUUCUCCAGAUAUGGACAUGGGACUGUAUCACAGCAGUUUCGCCGACACUGUGGAGUAAUGAUAACGGAGGUCGUCACCCACGUACUCGUUGA